AUGGAGAUUGACCAGCUGCUCUCCAUAGACAUGGGCAAGAAAGAAACAUUGAAGUCUUACAACAACCGGUAUUGGGAGACUUUUAAUCAAAUUGGAGAUUACCCCACAAACCUCGUUAUCGCACAGUAUAAACGAGGUAUGCCGGCAAGCAAUAACUUAAGGGAUUCAAUGACGAUGAUGUCACCUCUCACAAUGGAGACCCUAAUGGAAAGAGUACAUCAGCACAUUCGGGUAGAAGAAGAUGGCAUUCGCGCCAAAGUAAAAUCUGGUACAAUAGCAAUGUCAGACAGAAAACCUGUAAGAAAAGUCAACACGGUCAGCCAAGAAGAACGACUGAACAAAAAUGGUAGGGGCAGGCAAGAUGACUUCCAAGUGAGGAAGUUGAGAGUCCAGACCGCCAUCACUACGGUGUUCAAUAAACCUAUCUACCAAAUUCUUAGCGAGAUACACGAUGAACCCUUCAUUCGGCAGCCAGCCAAGUUGGGAGAAAAUGUAGAGAGGCUACGACGAUAG
Messenger RNA from Camellia sinensis, 513 nucleotides. NCBI's taxonomy places the organism in Eukaryota, Viridiplantae, Streptophyta, Magnoliopsida, Ericales, Theaceae. The record is from RefSeq and is a predicted model, not a curated record.